Molecule: messenger RNA, 771 nt
Organism: Drosophila eugracilis
Lineage: Eukaryota; Metazoa; Arthropoda; Insecta; Diptera; Drosophilidae
Product: transcription-associated protein 1-like
Exons: 5
Coding region: 31-636 (201 amino acids)
Biological process (GO): DNA repair; regulation of DNA-templated transcription
Cellular component (GO): NuA4 histone acetyltransferase complex; nucleus; SAGA complex
Molecular function (GO): transcription coregulator activity
Source: RefSeq, a predicted model, not a curated record
UCGCCACAAAAAGAAGUUUUUGUAGAUUUUAUGGGUGCACAAAUUAAAACAUUGUCAUUCUUGGCUUAUAUUGUUCGCAUAUUUCAGGAAGUAGUUAUCGCCAGCUCUUUAUCUGUCACUAGCGGUAUGCUGAACCUGAUGAGAAAUUGUCCGAAGGAAGCAGCUCAUCUUAGGAAAGAGCUAUUAAUUGCAGCCCGGCAUAUAUUUGCAACAGACUUACGACAAAAAUUUAUUCCCUCAAUUGAAAACCUUUUUGAUGAGGACUUGCUAAUUGGAAAAGGCGUCACAUUAGAUUCCAUUCGCCCUCUGGCUUAUUCAACACUAGCAGACCUUGCACACCAUGUUCGCCAAAACCUUAGCUUAGACGUCUUAAUAAAAGCAGUUAAUCUCUUUUCAAAAAAUGUUCACGAUGAAACACUUGCUGUGGGAAUUCAAACAAUGUCUUGCAAACUUUUGUUAAACCUGGUAGAUUGCUUAAGACAUCACAGCGAAAUAGAUCCCCAAAGGUCUCGGGCUAUACUUUUAAAACUCUUAAAAGUUUUUGUAAAAAGAUUUGAAACCAUUGCCACCACUCAGCUUCCGUUAAUUUUACAAAAAUGGACAAUCCAAUUCUGGAGCUACGGCGAGCUCGACUAGCAACGUCCCAAUGCCGCUAAGUAAUAUAUCAGAUCUAAAUAAUGACCUAAUAUUGAAUGAGCAAGCAAGAUCAACCGCUACUGGAUCACAAUGGGUUAAUUCUAUAAAUGUAGCUGAAUUUCGAAGCUUAGUAAA